AUGCAAAAACCCGAGCGCAAGGUCUUAUCGCUUGACGACCACUCGCCAGAUCCCGAGGUGCUCUCUCCGGAUGAGGAUCUGGACAUUGACGAGUAUGUUCCAGAAACGGGUCACAACAUUUCCAGACGGUAUACCCACGAGGACGCAACCUCCUUAGUGGGAGGCCAGUCGGUGGAGGGCGAGGAGGCCGAUAAGGCGUACCUGGGCCAGGCCAAGGUUUUCUCCUUCUCGCUUCCCUUUGGCGGUGGAAUCUCGUCGUUGACGUCCAGCAUUAAGCUUCCUUUUGGCACUACCAAGGAAGCAGACCGCGAGAUCGAGCACAUCAGGCUCCGGUUGAAGCGCCACGAGUCGGUGCUGACCGCGGACGAGGCCAAGUUCUUUUCACACCACAAGGGAACAGACGAUGUGCGUUUUCGUGCCGUCAAGGCCUCGAUCAAGGAGAACAUCUCGGAGUUCUUGCCGGACUUCAUCCACGCCAAACAGAAGAAGGAGAAGCCGUAUGACGCCGUUUUCAACACCAUUGACGGUCCGAUCGUGAUCAUGGGCGGCUACCGAGGCCUGAUCUUGCGUGACGCCAAGACCCAUAAGCGUGUUUGGAUCCCCUUGAAAGCUGGCUUCAAUCUCCGGAAAAUCGACCUUCUUUUGGGUCCGCUGCUUCAGGAUGAGCUCAAGGCGACCGACUUGAUCUUUCCCGAUGGCGUGCUCAAAAAUGUCGGCCCCAUUGACAUUUGCAAGCGCUUGAUCAAGCGUUUGGACAGUAACCCCAAGACGGUGGUCAGGGAGUUCGGCUACGACUGGCGUCUUGAUCUCAACCAAACUAGUGACCAGCUUGUGGAUUUCUUGAAGAAGCUCAGACGCGAGACGGGCAAGCCCUCGAUCGUCAUUGCCCACUCAAUGGGUGGUCUUGUUACCCACGGAGCAUUGAACAAGAACCCCGAGUUGUUCCGAGGCAUUAUAGAUGUGGGUGUGCCGAGCGAGUGUCUCAACAUUUUGGGUCCGAUCCGUUACGGUGACCUGAUUCUCCUCUCGGACAAAAUCUUGACCUUCGAGACCAACUUCAUGAUGCGUUCUUCGUUUGUCUUCUUGCCAUUGUCUGGUCGCGUGUUCGCCAACAAGGACACUGGCGAAUGGUACGAUUUGGACUACUUUGAUCCCGAGACUUGGGUGAAGUUCAACUUGAACCCAUUGGUUUCGGAAUCCAGGAGAAUCCAGGAGCAGGAAGGCACCAAGUCACAAGCCUCCAUUGACACAUUGGUCCAGAGUCCCAUUGGAUCGCCUAAACUGGGCAACACGCUACGACCACCAUCAGAGAGCGACUCUUCGUCGUCGCUCAGUUUCGGCAAAAUCAAGCUUGCAAGACCCAGAAGCAUCAAUCGCAAAAACAAGCCACCCACACUUACCAAUACGCAAAUGCAGCGUAAGCAUAAAUCGUCGCCAGCCAGCCCAGCAUCGCCCACGCCUUCCAACGAGGACAUUUUCCAUGACUUCCAUUUUUCCUUCACUUUUACUGAAGCAUAUGAUUACUUGAAGAGGGUGCUCAAAUCCGCUAAGGAGUACGUCUUGAGCCUUGACUACAGAGAAGAGUACAAAAACCGCUAUCCACCAAUGGCGGUGGUUUACGGUAACACGAUCCCGUCGUUGCGUGGAUCGCAUGUCAGAAGUCUUCAGGACAUCAAGGACGGUAACUACUACGACUUCUUCUACGGUCGUGGAGACGGUGUGGUGCACCAGCGUUGGUUGAUGCCCGAGGACAAGGGUUUCAAGUUCUGGAAUCCCGAAACGAAGGAGGGCCACAUUGUUGGAAAAUUCGAAUCCGAUGCUGGGCAUGUCAAUUUGAUGGCAGACCAUAAGGCCAUGGGUCUCGCUCUUGAUGCUAUCUUGAGAGCAGAGGAGAACUGGCAGCGUGACUGGUCCCACGACCAAGCCGUGAUGUAG
Candidozyma duobushaemuli is the source of this 1935-nucleotide messenger RNA. RefSeq lists its product as uncharacterized. Gene Ontology annotation, molecular function: triacylglycerol lipase activity. Gene Ontology annotation, biological process: lipid metabolic process. The record is from RefSeq and is a predicted model, not a curated record. The transcript has a single exon. The coding region runs from base 1 to 1935 and encodes 644 amino acids. NCBI's taxonomy places the organism in Eukaryota, Fungi, Ascomycota, Pichiomycetes, Serinales, Metschnikowiaceae.